AUGGCUCGCCACUCAUCAAAGCGUACUCUGGAAGAGAUCGCCAACAAAUCAGACUCAGACGACUAUGACUACAGCGACCAUGCCACGCGACCAUCGAGAUCAGCGCGCAAAUCUAAAAAGCGGUCGAAGCCUGUUAAGAAGCGGCGGCGGCGCGAUUCCGACGAUGACGAUAUCUCAGAGGAUGAUCUCCUAAGUGAGGAUGAUGAACUCUCUUAUGAGGAGUCGGAAGAAGAUGAUGGCAACGUCGAGAAGAACGCAAGAGGUCUCAGGCGUCGCAAAGCCGUGAAAAAUCGACCUGCGUACAAGGAGGAUUCCGAUGAUGAAGAUGAACUUGACGAAGACGAACAGGAUGAAGAUGAGGAGGAAGAAGUGGGAAAGAAGCCGCCCGCAAAAGUAAUAACACUCAAAUUAGGAAAGGCGGCAAGUAAACAAGCGACGCUCGAAACCAAUCAACGCACCAGACGCAGCACCCGACAUAAUCGUGAUCCUUCCGAGGACAUAUAUGCACUGACCAAUUCUGGACGGCAUGUCGAAACGAUCGAAGAGGGUAUCAUUGCUGCUGCUCAAGGACCUCUCACACGCCGUGCCUCGAAAACUGUCUCAGUACCAAUCCACGAAGAAGACGAAAACGAUUCGAGCAAUGUCAAGUCUGUCGAUGAAGCAAAAGCGUCUCAACUGGAAGUUCUCGAGAGUGAUCCUCAGAAUGAAUAUGAGGAUGGGCCUUCUAAUGAGCAGGACACUGCUGAGAAUGGCGACGUUGAAAUGGCCGACGAGGGUGUCAUCCCGGAAUCCGAUAAUGAGGCGCCAAAGGCGGAAGGCGAGGGCGAGGGCGAGGACGAGGACGACGAAGACGAAGGACCGGUUACACGGAGAAGGAACAGGCCAAGUCAAAAGUCUCCCGCCAACGAGCCCGAUUCACAAGCAGAUAGUGCUAGAGGCCGAUCCAGCCGGAAACGACCACCCCGCUCAUCCCAACGUAAACAAGACGAAAGUUCAGACUUUGAACCAAAUGAAGAAGAGUCUGAGGAUGACGAUAUACUCGAGUCACCGACUGCUUCACCACGCAAGGCGGACCAAACAGUACAAGACGAUGAUAGUAGCAACGGUAGACGACCUGGAUUGCGGGGCCGAAAGUCGCAAUCACGCGGACGAGAUUCGGAAGUGUAUGUCGACGAAGCGGAGGAGCUGGCUGAGGAACUUCAAGACUUGCAACCAUCACGCCGUCGCCGGAGGAACGUUGAAACCAUUACGUAUGAGGACAAACCUCGUCGUAGUAGGAAGGACGUUGAUUAUCGCCUCAUUCGCCCAGACCUGAUCCUACCUAUUGAAGAAGAGGAGGGCGAACUUGCAGUCAACGAAUCACCUUCUCGUCGUGGACGUGGUGCAGCUGGAUCGUGGCAGCGCACUCUCUUUUCAACCUCGGGACCCUUUGGUGGUGGUGGACCUGCCGCUAUUUUGGGUCCUCCUGGGGCCCCCGGAGCCACUGCGAAUGCAGAUAGCGACAGUAGUGAUGAUGAAGUCAUGCAAGUGCGAGGAGGCCUAGGAGCACCAGGAGCGCUAGCCCCAGGUCUCGGAGGCGUAGGAUUGCCACCUGCCCAAGCUCAUAAUGCCGAAGCCGCCGCUCCUGGUCUAUCGGGGACGCCAGCCAACUUUGGAAAAGUCAAGGAUAAACAAGCAUUGGCUGAUGCCGAUCCUCUGGGCAUUGAUCCAAAUGUAAAUUUCGACAGUGUUGGUGGCUUGCAAGGCCAUAUUGACCAGCUGAAAGAAAUGGUGGCCUUGCCGUUGCUCUAUCCUGAGAUCUUCCAGCGCUUUCAUAUCGUGCCGCCGCGAGGAGUUUUGUUUCAUGGACCUCCGGGAACUGGUAAGACAUUGAUGGCACGCGCUCUCGCAUCAAGUGUCAGUUCGGAAGGGCGAAAAGUUACAUUCUACAUGAGAAAGGGUGCCGAUGCUCUAAGCAAAUGGGUCGGUGAAGCCGAGCGCCAGUUACGGUUGCUCUUUGAGGAAGCUCGGAAAACGCAACCGAGUAUCAUCUUCUUUGAUGAGAUUGAUGGACUUGCCCCCGUACGAUCAAGUAAGCAAGAGCAGAUUCACGCAUCUAUCGUUUCUACUCUGCUAGCCUUGAUGGAUGGCAUGGAUGGUAGAGGUCAGGUUAUCGUUAUUGGAGCGACCAAUCGACCAGAUUCAAUCGAUCCAGCUUUACGUCGCCCUGGCCGUUUCGACCGUGAAUUCUACUUUCCCUUACCAAACAAGGAGGGCCGACGUGCCAUUUUGGAUAUUCACACCAAGAACUGGGAUCCCCCUUUGCCUGAGCCCAUAAAGGAUGAGUUGGCUGAGUUGACCAAGGGUUAUGGUGGUGCAGAUCUCCGUGCCCUUUGCACUGAAUCUGCAUUGAAUGCGGUGCAAAGACGGUAUCCUCAGAUCUACAAAUCUAGUCAAAAGCUACUGAUUGACCCCAAGACGAUCGAAGUCACACCCAAGGAUUUCAUGAUCUCCAUCAAAAAGAUUGUGCCGUCAUCCGAACGAUCCACAUCAUCAGGGGCUACACCAUUACCCAAAAGCGUGGAGCCGUUGUUGCGUGACCGUUUCGUUGAGAUCAAGCAUAUUCUCACCAAUAUAAUCCCUCAAUCGAAACGACUAACGGCCUUGGAGGAAGCCGAGUUCGAGGAACCUCACGGUGGAGCUAGUUUCAAGAGGGAGCAAAUGCACCAGGAAUUCGAAACUUCUCGCAUCUUUCGACCUCGACUUCUCAUUCGAGGUGCACAGGGGAUGGGUCAGCAAUAUCUCGCCGGGGCUAUUCUUCAUCAUUUCGAGGGUCUUCAUGUUCAGUCUUUUGACCUUCCGACUCUCCUUAGUGACUCUACGAGAUCACCAGAAGCCACAGUUGUUCAACUUUUUGCCGAAGUCAAGCGUCACAAACCAAGCGUCAUCUACAUUCCGAAUGUGCAGACAUGGUAUGAUACUGUAGGGCCGUUAGUGGUGUCUACUUUCAAUGGCCUUCUCCGUUCUAUACCUCCCACAGAUCCAGUUCUGCUUCUAGGAGUACUUGAAGAUGGUGAAGAUUCUCAAGAUCCAGCAAUGUUGAAGUCCCUCUUUGGAUAUUCACAGAAAAACAUUUAUGCUCUCCGACCACCAGAUCAACAUGCCCGACACGAGUAUUUUGGCAGAAUAAUGGAUUAUUUGAAGACAUCACCUCAUGAUUUUCCUGAUCCAGAGAAUCGGAAGAAGAGGAGGUUAGAAUUGCUCGAAGUCGCUCCUCCGCCAGCACCAAAGCCGGCACCGCCAUUAAGCAAGGAGCAAUUGAAAGCACAGAAGAGAAAAGAUCGGCAGACCUUGAACCUUUUAAAAAUCAGAAUUCAGCCUAUCAUGGAUCAGAUCAAGAAGUACAAACGGUUUAGGACUGGUGUUAUUGACGAUUCUCAGAUCCGUUACUUGUUCGAGGAGGAUGAUCCUUCUAUACUCACUAGCGACCUACCAGUAGAACAGCAAACAGUUUUCCGACCUUUUGAAAAAGCUCAAGACAAGUACGGAGUUCCCGGUUUGAGGGAGACUGCAACCGGUAGAUUCUUCUACAACUUGGAGAUUGUGACUAUCGAGAAGCGAUUAUCUAAUGGUUAUUAUAAGAGGCCAAAGGAUUUUCUGGCUGAUAUUAAGAGAAUUGCCAAGGAUGCUCGCACGUUAGGGGAUCAGGAGCGUCUUCUACGUGCUAACGAGCUGUUGACAAACGUGGAAGUCGAUAUUGGUGGUAUUGAACAAACUGAUCCUGCUUUGGUAGCAGAGUGUGAGGCUGUAUACAAUCGGGAGAUGGAGCGAGAGAAUGAAGCCAUGGAACGUGCUAAAAAGACAAAUACUUUCGGCGAAAUGGGUCCUCCGCCAAAUAGCAAUGUACCGCACGGAAACACCUCAAGUUUAUCUUCGGGACCUAUUGUUUUGGGUCAGCCGUUUGUCAAUGGAGCCAGGCCGACGACUCCUUCCCGGUUGUCGAAUGUCGUUUCUGCGAGCAAUGGACAUCAUGGUAGCGGCUCGGAUCUCAACCCAGGUGAUACUUCGAAGAGCGACCAGUCCAACUUGUUCCGUGGUGAAGAUGGAGACACUCUCAUGACGAACUCAGACGAGCUCGACUUCUCUGGUCGACACACGGCAAACAGUUCCUUUGGCCAGUCAGCUCAGCUAAAACAUCCACUCUCCAACACCGCACCUUCGCUUCAAAUCAGGAGAGAAUCAGGCCUCUCGAGUCUAUCGCAAAAGGCACCUAUGACACCAAUGGCCCCUGGAUCUCAACCGGGUGAUUAUAGUAACGAUGCUUCGACGACACAAACGACGUCUGACAAGAAGACGUCGGAUCAGUCGACUGGCCCACAGUUGCAUACACAGAGCCCUGUUACUGGAAGCGCACCACGUGUGGAAUUCCCUGACUUGACUUCUUAUCCUGAUCGUAUUUCUCAGGAGGAUCAUCUUCCUGACACCCAACAAGAUUUCCCAUUCUCUCAGGCUAGCCAUGUGAACGGAAGCCAGUCACAGCCACGUCUGCAUCGACCAGGAUCAGCACCAGGCGCUCCCCAACCACACACUGCACCCCCAUCAAAUAUCAAAUCUCUCUUGAACAACGAAGGACAAUCACCACACCUCAUAAUUGACCACGAGUACAUCGAAAAGCUCCGCACAGAGUUGACUCUACGAACUAGUGGCUGCACAGUCGAACAACUCGAACAAAUCAACACCCACCUGAUGGACUGUCUCUGGAAAAAGCGCGGAGAAUGGGACAGAACCAAAGUUGCCGCGGCGCUACAGGAAGAAUUCAACGAUGUGUUUCAGGAUAUGCAAGAAAACCAGGAAUUCAUGUCCAUGAGUCAACUUACAAAGGAGCAGUUGGCCUCGAGGGGAGGAGUGGUGGCACCUCAAAACCUGUGAUGUAUUCUUUUUUUUUCUCUUCCCUCUUUCCUGUUCCCUUUUUCGAUUCCAUUCUUGUUUUAUGCGAUUUUUCUGGAGGAACGUUCUUCUGUUCCGAUGUACAUUUGGUUUUGUUAUUGUCUAUUUGGGAGGGAACUGGAUGCAUAUUUUGUUCUGAUUCGUGCACUGUGAUACUCGCAUGUGGUGUUUGAAGCAUUGCUUAGAUAUAUUGUAAUAUGAUUAUAAAUUUAUGAUCUAUCUCAGCCCUCGCAAGUAGUUGAGUUGUUC
Talaromyces stipitatus ATCC 10500 is the source of this 5175-nucleotide messenger RNA. Its product is annotated as AAA family ATPase, putative. Lineage: Eukaryota; Fungi; Ascomycota; Eurotiomycetes; Eurotiales; Trichocomaceae. The coding region runs from base 1 to 4908 and encodes 1635 amino acids. The transcript is spliced from 3 exons. Gene Ontology annotation, cellular component: nucleus. Gene Ontology annotation, biological process: positive regulation of transcription by RNA polymerase II. The record is from RefSeq and is a predicted model, not a curated record. Gene Ontology annotation, molecular function: chromatin binding; histone binding; ATP binding.